CUGCCUCAUCAUUUUCCUAUUGUGAAUUAUUCUUCUCCCUAAACCACAUUAAACCAACCUUUCUUCUGCUUCUUUUCUACCUAUUCUUCUUCUUCUUCUUCCUUUGGCUGGAAUUUUUAUUUAAUUACUUCUUAAUAUAGCAUGGAGACCUGGUGCCCAAAUAUCCUCUCCACAGUCUGGGACGCAAUCAAAAGCGUAUUGAAAUGGGUUCUCAAUCGUACAGAUUAUUUCUGCGAUCUCCAACAAGACGUUAAGUCCUUGAAAGAUGGGAAGGAUAACCUGAUGAAAGUCAGGAAACUAAUAGAGGAAAGGGUCACUCGCGAAGAGACGCAACUUAGGCAGCGCACCCCAAAAGUAACGCUCUGGCUCCACAGAGUAGAAGACAAGCAAAAUAGCGUCGACGAGGUCAUUAAGGAAGGCGAAGAAGAAAUUCUGAAGAAAUGUGCCAGAUGUUUCUUCCCCAAGAAUUUCUGUGCAUACCAAGAAGUGGGAAAGAAUGUAAGUUCAGAGCUCAAUGAUCUGAACAAACUGAUAGAAGAAGGAGAAGAUUUUGGUGAGGUGACUGAGACAAAAAUAUCUUAUAAUCCAGUAGAUGAGAAGCCUGUAGAAGAGAUUGUGGGCUUGGAGUCAGAGUUCAACCAAGUAUGGAAAUGCUUGGAGGACCAAAGUGUCCGAACAAUUGGGAUAUAUGGAAUGGGAGUGGGUAAAACCACCCUCCUAAAGAAAGUUAACAACCAAUUCCUUAAAACAGACCAUGGUUUCUUUGCAGUCAUUUGGAUUGAUGUGUCCAAGCAAGCAAAUGUGGAAAAAAUUCAGGAAGCUAUUUUCAACAAAUUUAUUAUCCCUGAGCUGUUGUGGAAAGACAAAGAUGAACAAACGAAAGCUCGAGUGAUAAUGAAGUGCUUAACAGGGAAAAAGUUUGUUCUGUUGCUGGAUGAUCUAUGGAAGCAUUUAGAUCUCCAAAGAAUCGGGAUUCCUUCCUCGGAUAAAGCCAAUGGUUCCAAAGUAGUGUUCACAACCCGAUCAGAGGAAGUCUGUGGCAGUAUGAGAGCUGAACGAAGAAUUAAAGUGGAAUGCUUGUCGCCUAAGGAAGCAUUGCAGUUGUUUCGAACGUACGUAGGAGAAGGCACGCUAAAUUCUCAUCGAGAUAUAUCAAAGCUUGCUGAGAUGGUAGCUCAAAAGUGCCAAGGAUUGCCACUAGCUCUCAUCACCAUCGGACGAGCUAUGAAUGGUCGGAGGAAUCCUGACGAAUGGGAGGACGCACUUAAAAGCUUGCAGAAUUAUCCAUCGGAUUUUCAUGGUAAGGGAGAUGACAUCUUUCCUAUUCUCGAGUUCAGCUAUGAUAGCUUGAGAGAUGAUACUCUUAAAUCAUGUUUCCUAUAUUGUUCCAUUUUCCCAGAGGAUUAUAUCAUUGAGAAAGAUGAACUUUUUGAGCUCUGGAUCAGGGAGGGGUUUUUAGUUAAGUAUUAUGAAAGAUAUGAUGCAAGAAAAGCAGCAGAGUCUACUCUUACAAGUCUAAAGUUUGCGUGUCUAUUGGAAGAUGGUGUAAUACCACAAGAUUGGACUGGGAUCCCCAAGAUUAUAAGGAUGCAUGAUGUGAUCCGUGAUAUGGCCUUGGGAAUGGCUUCCAAACAUGAGAUAAAAAUGGAGGUGCUUGAAGAUGCUGCUUUGUUUAAACUUAAAGCAGAAGGAUUUGACGAGAAAUGGAAGGAAGUAAAAAGAUUAUCAUUGUUGGGUAAGAGUUAUGAAAGUUUUUCUGAAUCCAUGUCGCCAGCUUUUCCCCAUCUCCUAACUUUUUUUGUUAGGUAUACUAAGCUGAAUCGAUUUCCUGGUGGGUUCUUUCAACAAUUGCACACCUUGAACAUUUUGGACUUGUCAAGAAAUUGGGACUUAACUGAGUUACCAAGUGGGACUGGAGUAUUAAUCAAUUUGCAGCAUCUUAAUCUCUCACAUACUCGCAUAAAAUCGCUACCAUUGGAAGUUAAAAACUUGAGAAAAUUAAAGAGUUUGCUAAUGGAUGGUACAUACGAUCUUGCAAAUAUCCCAAGAGGAGUCAUUUCAAGUCUUUCAUUAUUGCAGGUGUUCACCAAGACCCAACUUAUUCAUGAUAAACUCUUCGAUGAAGGGGGCUUGUUGGAGGAGUUAGAGUCCUUGGAAUACUUGAAUGACGUUUGCAUCACAUUAACUAAUCUUAGCUCCAUCCAAAAAUAUAUGAGUAGCCUCAGGUUGGAAAGCUACAUUAGAGGACUCUUAGUCAGUACAUGCAAUAAUUUGACCUCAUUUGAGAUGUCAUCUUCAAUCUUGAGAAUCGCCAAGCACCUUGAAGUAGUUGCCAUGCUUAAUUGUCCACAUCUCGAGGAGCUCCUGAUUUAUCCAGCAAGGCAAGCUCACUUUCAAGACCUUCGUUAUCUGAACAUUUGGGGUUGUCCACGGAUAAAGGAUUUGUCGACAUGGGUGAUUCAUGCUCCAAGACUUCAAACUCUUGUUGUGUGUUCUUGUUCCUCAUUUGAGGAAAUAAUAGCAGACAGAUUCAGCUCCGCAGAAAUGGACAUUUUUCCAAAUCUUAGACUGUUGAUUUUGAAGAGUCUACCACAGCUAAGGAGCAUCUGCCAUCAAAUCUUGCCCUUCCCUUCCCUGCAAGUGCUGCGAGUAACUGGUUGCCCGAGUCUGAAAAAGCUCCCGUUUGAUUCCAAUAGUGCAAAGAACAACUUAGAGAAGAUAGAAGGAGCGGAAGAGUGGUGGAACGAGUUGCAGUGGGAGGAUGACGCUUAUAAGCUUGCUUUCGCUUCAAAAUUUACUCGCUACGGCUUACGGGAAGGAGGCAUAGGAGACUCUGCAGAGUCUGAGAAAGAGAUGAAACAGAUGAUAGAGAAAGCAUUGGCAAGCACAGGAGCUACAUCUACACCGUGACUAAAAGAACUUAUUAAUGUAAAUUUGAUAAUUCAUGCCUUGUAGUGGACUGGUACUCAUAUAAUUGGUGUAUUAAAUAUUUGAAAUUCUCAGAAUACUUUACAAUAUUACAUUAGAGUAUACAUAUGUGUGUGUUAUAAAUGUAUUUAAUAUUUAUAUUGAUUGAGUAGAGCUCCCCCUUGUGAAUAUUGUAUUUGGCUUCAAAAUAAAUUAACGAAAAUUAGUGAGAGAUUGAAAUGAAUUAGCGAUAAAUUUUUGGUAUAAAUCAACGACAAAUGCUAUUGACGACGACAAGCGAAGGUGGAUAUGAUUGCACCUAUCAGCACUGGAAUAGAUUUAGAAUUGUCAGUUGCUAAUUUGCAAAGGCUAUUUUUCCACGGCCAAAAUUUUAACCACGAGUGUAUUUUUUAUAGAUUUAUAGCCAUUGCUAAUAUGUGGAUGCAAAUUUUAGCGAAGAGUUUUUAUCAAUAAUGACGAAUUUUUUCGUCAC
Molecule: messenger RNA, 3400 nt
Organism: Hevea brasiliensis (rubber tree)
Lineage: Eukaryota; Viridiplantae; Streptophyta; Magnoliopsida; Malpighiales; Euphorbiaceae
Product: probable disease resistance protein At1g61300
Molecular function (GO): ATP hydrolysis activity; ADP binding; protein binding
Source: RefSeq, a predicted model, not a curated record